GUGGCGGUGAUGGCGGUGCGUGAACGCGCGGCGGCAGCAAUGGCCGCUCUGGAGCGGCGGGUGCCGAGUCUCGAUGACUUCGCGGGACAGAGCUGGAGCUCGUGGGUGGAGCGGGCCGACCUGCCCGCGGCCGACGGGGCUGAGCUGGAGGAGAGUAGCAAAAACACAAAGAAGUUGGAUGCCAUGACCCUCAUUAAAGAAGACAUGUCCAUCUUCGGGCACUGCCCUGCCCAUGACGACUUCUAUUUGGUUGUGUGUAACCACUGCAGCCAAGUGGUGAAGCCUCAAGCUUUCCAGAAGCACUGCGAAAGAAGACAUGGGCCCCUCAGCAAGCUUUAUGCUCGGGCCCCACCCCCACCUCCAGCCCCUGCCAGCUCUCAGAAAUGCCAUGUAGUGAAUGGGCAGGGCCCAGCUUGUAGGGCCCAAGGUUCCACCAAAACCUCCUCCAGGGAGAAGGGCCAGGGGUCCCGGAACCGUGGCCACCAGCCUCCUGAGAAGACCCAGAAGGACAACCUCUGCCAGCCAGGCAGCCUCACCAAGGACUCCCUUGGAAAAAUUCCCAUGGCUCCCCCUUCUAAAGAACCUCCUGGCAGAGAGAGCAUCGAGAUAAUCCCCAAUGAGGGGUCCAGUCACCGGACCGAAGGCAGCCCUCCUGAAAAGGAGCCUGGUGGGGCCAGGCUGCCCCCCAAAACCCACCGGAAGAUGGCUCGAAAGGAGUGCGACCUCAACAGGCAGUGUGGGGUAAUAAAUCCAGAGACCAAAAAGAUCUGUACCCGUCUGCUGACCUGCAAGAUCCACUCUGUACACCAGCGCCGGGAGGUCCAGGGCCGGGCCAAGGACUUCGAUGUGCUAGUGGCAGAGCUGAAGGCCAACUCCCGCAAAGGGGAGUCUCCCAAGGAGAAGAGCCCAGGGCGCAAGGAGCAAGCUCUCGAGCGCCCCUCCCAGGAGCUCCCUUCCUCAGUCCAGGUUGUGGCAGCGGUGGCUGCUCCGAGCAGCACCUUCUCUGCUCGUGUCAAGCAGACCUACCCAUACUGUGCACUGCCCAGGUCCCGGGCCUCCUCUGAGAGUGAGUUGGAUGAUGAAGGCCCCUGUGGUGAUGGGGACCCAGGCCUGUUCCCUUUCCCCCUGCCCCGGGGUGGGGCCCAGGCCUCCAGUGAGGAGAGUGAGGAGGAGGGGACAUCUGACGACCUCCACCUCCCCCCUGACUGCCAUUAUGCAACCCGGCCCCCACGGCCACAGGCGUUCUGCACCUUUGGGAGCCGGCUGGUGAGCCCAGGAUGCUACGUGUUUAGCCGCCGGCUGGACCGGUUCUGUUCGGCACUCAGCUCCAUGCUGGAACGGCACCUCAGCUCACACAUGUGGAAGAAGAUCCCACCAGCGGCUGAACCUCCAUCCCAUCUUGUCAGUUCCCCCUUAUCUGCUCCCUUGAGCCCAUCCUCUAUGGGCAGCUGCCCCCGCCUUCCAGGCCCACCGCCUCGACCUGCCUGCCCAGCUUCCACGCCCCCCACCAAGGACAGCCUUGUCCCCAGCUACCCUGCAGGCUCCCCCAGUGUGGCAGCCGCCUGCAGCCAGGCGGAGUGCAUGGGCGGGAGCCAGGCUAUCACCUCACCACUGCCUGCCAACACGCCAUCCCCGUCCUUCAGCAAGCUGCCACCGUCCAAGGCCAGCAAGUCAUCCAAAGCCAAGGACGGGGCCGAGGUGGAAGCCCCUUCUCGAAAGCGGAAGUUAUCCCCUGGCCCCACCACUUUCAAACGGACCUGCAUCCUGGAGCCCACUGGAAAAGGCAAACCCUCUGGCUGCCGGGGUCUCUCGGCCAAGACUAAAACAGCCCUGAGCAUGGGGCUUAACGGGACAGUGGGGCCAAGAGUGAAGCGGGUAGGGCCCCUGGACUGUCGGGGUUCCCCUCAUCAGCCCCCCACACCGGUCAAGGCUUCUCAGCUGGAGAACCGGGGAGUGGCUGGACACCCAGCCAGGGCCCUGCCCACCAACUGCCUCUCUGAGGAGGAGGUAGCCAAGAAGCGGAAAAACCUGGCCACUUACUGCCGGCCAGUGAAGGCCAAGCACUGUCAGGCCAGUGCGCCGGCUGAUGUGGCCUGCUCUGUGCGCCGCAAGAAGCCGGGCCCAGCCCUGGCCUUUGAGGAGAAGUGCUCUACACUGAAGUCAAAAGCCCAUUAAUGAGAAAGUGCCUGCCCACUGCAACGGAGCCGCCAGCACCUCCUCCCCUCCAGAUCCGGGCCCCAGGCUGCUGCCGCUUUUUAUAACUUUAUAUUAUUUUUUUUAAGAAAAAAAAUUCUUUAAAAUACCUCAAGACUGUCUCCCUGUUCUGUUGCUGCUAAGAAAAUAUAAAAACAGAAACAUAGAAAAGGAAG
Propithecus coquereli (Coquerel's sifaka) is the source of this 2369-nucleotide messenger RNA. RefSeq names its product ataxin 7-like 2 (gene ATXN7L2). Lineage: Eukaryota; Metazoa; Chordata; Mammalia; Primates; Indriidae. The transcript has 11 exons. The record is from RefSeq and is a predicted model, not a curated record. Bases 10 to 2175 code for a protein of 721 amino acids.